This is a messenger RNA of Pezoporus flaviventris, 3856 nucleotides long. It is a transcript of the gene MALT1, whose product is annotated as MALT1 paracaspase. Gene Ontology annotation, molecular function: cysteine-type endopeptidase activity. The coding region runs from base 23 to 2464 and encodes 813 amino acids. NCBI's taxonomy places the organism in Eukaryota, Metazoa, Chordata, Aves, Psittaciformes, Psittacidae. The record is from RefSeq and is a predicted model, not a curated record. The transcript is spliced from 17 exons. Gene Ontology annotation, biological process: proteolysis.
GGCGGCGGCGGCGGCGGCGGCGAUGGCGGAGCCUGCCCGGGGCUCGCUGCCCCUCAGCGGCCUGGCCCCGCCGCUGCUCCGCAGGCUCAGCGAGCUCCUGGACCGAGCGGCGCCCGGCAAGGGCUGGCGGGACCUGGCGCAGCGGGCGGGGAGCAGCGGCAGGGUCCGGCUGAGCCCUCUGGAUUUGGAGCAGUGUUCCCUCAAAGUGCUGGAGCCAGAAGGAAGUCCCAGUUGGAGUCUCCUCAAGCUCCUGGGAGAUCGUGGCUGCACUGUGGUGGAGCUCAUGCAGUUCCUGCAGGCCCUGGAGCACACAGAGGCUCUCCAGUGCCUCAGCCAUUCAGCGAUAAAGAUUGUUGUGCAGCCAGACUCUCAAUCAGUGCUCCCUGGACAGAUGGUCAAGCUGUCUUGCUGGGCAACAGGACACCCAUUUGUGCAUUACCAGUGGUUCAAGCAGGAGAAAGAGGUUCCCAAUGGCAAUUCCCCAGAGUUGGUUUUUAAUCCAGUGAGUGUGAACGACUCCGGCUUCUACAUCUGCCGAGUGAACAGUGCAUCCUCCUUCGUGUUCAGUCGCUGGGCACACCUGGAAGUCUGUCAUCUCCAGGGAACACCUGAUGGGAGCUUAACUGGUUUGCCUGGGAACAAGCUGCGCAUUUGUGUCCAGCCUCAGGCACAAAGCCUGGCAGUGGGGGGUGCUUUGGUGCUGGAGUGCGGAGCUGUUGGAAACCCAAUUCCUCAGUACCAGUGGUUCAGAAAUGGAUUUCCCUUGGCAAAUGGGAGCAAAAAUGUCUAUAUGGUCACUUAUGUGGAUGUGGAGCAUCAAGGGACGUACUGGUGUCACGUGUUCAAUGACCAGGAAGAUGAGGACAGCGACAAGAUAGAAGUUGUUAUAGGAAGGAAAGCUAUGGCAGUGGAGUGCUCAGAAGAAGACCUCAGCGAUCUUCAGAAACCAGAGCUGCAAGAGCAGGCAGAUCACAGACCUGUUGCAACAGACAAGGUAGCCCUGUUAAUAGGGAAUAUGAGCUACUGGAACCAUCCCCAGCUCAAGGCUCCCAUGGUGGAUGUCUAUGAACUGACCAACUUGCUGAGGCAGCUGGAUUUCAAAGUUGUCUCCUUGCUGGAUCUCACUGAGCCCGAGAUGAGAAAUGCAGUGGAUGAGUUUCUGCUCCUCUUGGACAAAGGAGUGUACGGUCUGUUAUACUAUGCUGGCCAUGGCUAUGAAAACUAUGGGAACAGCUUCAUGGUUCCUAUUGAUGCACCAAAUCCCUAUCGCUCUGCAAACUGCCUGUGUGUGCAGAACAUCCUCAAACGGAUGCAGGAGAAGGAGACAGGACUGAAUGUGUUCCUGCUGGAUAUGUGUCGGAAAAGAAACGAAUACGACGACACGAUUCUCAUCUUGGAUGCUCUGAAGGUUACAGCCAACAUUGUCUUUGGAUAUGCCACGUGCCAGGGAGCAGAAGCUUUUGAAAUCCAGCAGUCAGGAUUGGCCAAUGGAAUCUUCAUGAAGUUCCUGAAGGAUCGCUUGUUGGAAGACAAGAAGAUUACUGUGCUGCUCGAUGAGGUGGCAGAAGAUAUGGGCAAGUGUCACCUUACCAAAGGCAAGCAGGCUCUGGAGAUCCGCAGCAGUCUGUCUGAGAAGAGGGCACUGACUGAUCCCAUCCAACAGACUGGAUCUUCUGCAGAGAGCCAGGCACGGAACCUCCAGUGGGCCAAAGCUCAUGAGCUUCCAGAAAGCAUGUACCUGGAAUUCAAGUGUGGAGUUCAGAUCCAGCUGGGGUUUGCAGCCGAGUUUUCCAACGUCAUGAUCAUCUACACACGGAUAGUAAAGCAACCACCUGAGAUAGUGGUUUGCAGAGCCUACGUUACAGACUUUGCACUAGACCUGGAUGUGGAUCCUAAAGAGGCCAACAGAGGAACUCCUGAGGAAACUGGAAGCUAUUUAGUCUCAAAGGACCUUCCCAAGCACUGCCUCUACACCAGGCUAAGCUCACUGCAGAAACUAAGGGAGCACUUGAUCUUCACCGUUUGCUUGCACUAUGAGUACCCAGGAACAGAAUAUACAAUGGAUGAAAGAAAGGAAGUUAAUGUUGGGAAGCCCCUUAUUGCUAAACUGGGCCUUCAUCAUGGAUUCAAAACCAACAACUGCCUCCAGACCUGUUGCCUGGCCAAUAAUCGUUUUCCUAAUCACAUGGAAUCGAGUCCAGUGGCAACUGAAUACUUCCUCCCUAGUCACUGCCAGCCAAAUUCCUGCCCAGGCAUUUACCUUCCAAACCAUGUUUGCUCAGACAGCAUCAGACAACCAGAGGCGUGUUCCUGCAAUGGGAUAUUAGCUUCAAGGCAUGAAGUAGGGAACUGCCAACCCCCUGUGGAAGAGAGUAAUGUACCAGUAGAGACCACUGAUGAUACUGUUGAACUGGAAUUCCUUCUCUCUGACAAGCUCAGGUUCUCUAAGCAGCAAUAUCUGUGAUGUGACAUGGAAAAUGAAUUUCCUUGUCUUCUGACAUAUAACAUGACUAAAAACUCCAUUAGCCCCAGAGUGAUAAACAUGCCUUUCUCCUUUCAGCCUCAGUUGUUCAGUGUCAUGGAUUUCUUCUUACAUCCUGCACUCAAGUAAGGUCUUAUGUGUUCAUACGUGUUGUAGCAGCCUCCUGUUGAGUAUAUGACACGUAAUGUAAAUGAACUGAGCAGAGGGGGCUUUUACAGAGGUUGAAGAUAUCAUGGUUUAAUAUUCCAGUGUUAAGAAUAUGUCUCCUUCAAGCCUCAGUUUCUUUCCUUCCUCAUGUAUGUAUUAGGAUCAGUCACUGACAUUCCAGUCCCUUGGAUGCAGCUGACAGUCAGCUUUGCCUGCAUUCUCCUCUCCCAUGGUCAGAGGUCCAGAGUGGCAGCAGCUGACAAAUGGAUGAAGAGCUGUGCAAGGAAAACCAAACCUGAGCUGAGCUGCUUCUUGUCUUUUAGAGAACUACAAUGCUCAGAGGGAGCAAAGUCCCAGGUUCAUGCUGUGGUGGAUUGUUCUUGGUAGGAUAAUCUUUCCCAUAGGAAAGACACUGAAGAUUUUACUGCUCUGAGUUCUGGAAAGGUGGUUUUUCAGGUUUUGGAAGAACACUAAGUGGAGAUGUGAGGAAAAGGGCCUGUUCACAGCACGUGAAGCAUUGGAUAGGUAGUCACACAGCAAGGCAUGAGGAAGGCUGAAAGUGAAUAGGCCAGGUGAGUGGAAACUGGGGUUCUCCAGAGCUGGUGCUCCUGGACACAGCCCUAGCUUUUCUGUGGUGACUUUAGAGCUGACAACAAACCCUGCUCAGAAGGUCCAGGCACCUCCAGUGGAAGCUGAUCCUCUAUGGAAAGGCAGGUGACUUCCAUACGGUGCUUUGAUGAACAAGGGCAAUGGAUAGACCCAGGCUGGGCUGGCUGCCAGGCUCUUUACCUGCUGCAGAGUCUAUUGAUCUCUGUCAGUUCUGCUCAGCCAAACUGCUUUACAUACCCAGGUUGCAUGGUUUGGUCAGAACAGACACGUUAGGUUUGUUAAUGUUUGCAUCAUUAACUAGAUGUGUCAAUCUUCAGGCUGAAGGUGGAUUUAGGUACAUGGAUAUUAAUGUAGUUACAUCAGAGGGACAGCAAUGCUUGAGGUAACCUGCAAAGGAGCUGGAGUUUGAUUGUCUCCUUGCUCCUGGAGGGUACCAAGUAGUGAAGUAUUUAUUGAUGACUGAAAGGUACCUGUGCAUUAACUGUCCUGUGACUCACACCUGGUGCAUUACAGCUUGACCCAUGGCCUGGUACCGUAACGUUUAGCUACUACUUUGUCACAGUUUCCUGUUUUGUUUGAAAACUCAUUGUGUAAUAAACCGUUGUCCACAAAACAGUA